AUGCAACAACACAGAGAAGUGCCGUAUCCGGUCAUGACAACAAUCAAGACUGCAACCGCACAGGAUCUUUGCACCCAAGCACGUUCAAUCUGGCUCGAAGCAUCUUCUAUUGAAGAACUUGAUCAAGUAGAGCAACUUUAUCGACAAGCCCUUAAUUCCAAACAACAAUCAAAUAAAACUACCCAUGAUGGUCGUCCACUCAAGAAAAAGAAGAAAAGGACAGCCAUUGCAGAGCUGAGCGCUGUGGAAUAUCGAAAGGCAGGAGAACGACUAUCGCUGCUAUACUGCCAAUCGGGAAGGGCGCAAAAGGCGAAAAAAGGACUCGAGUAUCUCGGGUUCACAUGCCGGCUUUCCCAGCAGGUUCUGGAUUACCCUCUGCCCUCCAAACACAAUGGAAAGAGUCGAAAACGUACAGCCACGAAGCAAAGCCACUCAAAAUCUGCACCGCCGUGCGUCAUAUACGACAAUUUCUUGUACGACGAAGAGCUGGAGCACUUGAAGGCAAUAUUUGGCGACCCCAAGGCGAGUUACUGGUCAUCACACAGCUACCAAGUGGAGCCACCUAGUCCUUACUUUUCCUAUGUACUACCAUUAUUGCCGAAGAGCAACCGUCGCUCCAAGAGUUUUAUUGAUCAGCUGGUCCGAAAGGUAUGGAGGCUUCCACAACUAAACAGUAAAUUUCCAGACCUGUCUCAUGCAACACAUGUUGAGAUGUGGGCUCAUAAUCGACCCCAUGCGUCUGGCCACCAAAUGCAUUUCGAUAGCGACGAUGAAGGACGGGGAGGAGUCCGCAAUCCAAUCAUCUCCACUAUAUUAUACAUUUCUGCUGAUGGUGGUGGACCUAGUCUUGUGACGAACCAACGAUUGGACUCGUCAAAUUUGGCACACAAAGGAUGGCUUGCCCAUCCAAAAACGAAACGACUGGUGGCUUUUGAUGGUCGUGUUUUGCAUGGUGUCGUACCAGGAAAGGGCUUCUCUCGGCAGAAAGGUGGCAGAAGAGUAACUCUAAUGUUUGCCUUUUGGAAGCACAUCAAGGUCCGGGACGAAGCAACGCCUGGUUCGUCAAGACCUUUUCCAAUCGAGUCCGAGGAUCAAUGGGCAGCAGGCUUGCUUGAUGACUCCCUCACGCUCAAGACCGGGGCAAGUGCGGACAUGAAAGAUCAAGAUCCGAUUGAAAUCGAUGCGGUAUACGAAAAUUUGGACGGUCGACAUUGGACCCGACAUAAUGACAUGCCAGACUACGAACAAGUCUUUCAGGGAUUCUGA
This is a messenger RNA of Cylindrotheca closterium, 1266 nucleotides long. Lineage: Eukaryota; Bacillariophyta; Bacillariophyceae; Bacillariales; Bacillariaceae. The record is from the annotation of a GenBank genome assembly.